AUGACAUCUGCACAUCUGGUCUUCUGUCUGACAUGUUUGCUUUUAGGAAAAAUGGAUGAGAUUUUUCGGCAGACUCUGCUGACAUCACCAUCUUCUUCUAUUCAUCUAAAGAACAGCUUUAUAUUAGCUCCCAUUGGAGGUAAAGUGACUUUACGCUGUUCCUAUGAAGGUGACGAAUCAGUGUGGAUCUGCUGGUACAUGCAAACUCUGGGACAGAAACCGCAGCUCAUCUGUAGUUUCUAUGUGUAUAGUAAAGAAAGCAUUUUUUAUGGUGAGUUCAAGAAACAUUCCCGGUUUAGCCUGAUUAGAGAAAACAGAACAACUAACCAGCUCAUAAUAUCAGAUCUGAAAAUUUCUGAUUCAGCCACUUACUAUUGUGCAUUUAGCCAUGCACAAGCAGUGAGUUUUUCAGAAGGCGUAACAGUCAUUAUUAAAGGUUCGAGUUAUAACAUCCAAGCUUUGGUCCAUCAAUCAGAAUCUAAGACAAUCCAGCCAGGAGAUUCUGUGACUCUGAUCUGUACAGUACAAACUGGGACUUGUGAUGGAGAACACAGUGCUUACUGGUUCAGAAACUCAGUGGAAUCCCACCCGGUGUUAAUUUACAGUCAUGGAAGCAAGAAUGAUCAAUGUGAGAGAAAUCCCAACAUACAAACACACACUUGUGUUUACACCUUGCCAAUAAAGAAUCUGAAUGUGUCCGAUGCUGGGACCUACUAUUAUGCCGUUACUUCGUGUGGGCACAUAGUGUUUGGGAAUGGAACUACACUGACAUUCACGAGUGAGGGAAACCUCUUGGUGUAUUUCAUGGCUGGAUCAUUGAUUGGUCUCGUCCUUGAUUUACUAAUGUUCUUUGUGUACAGGUUGAACACAAGUUACCAAGCCCCAGAGCCAAGAUUUCCAGAUCCAACUACUCAUAGAAGAACAGUGCAGGGCACCAGCCAAGUCACAGACAGCCUUGAUUUUGCGUCUGUAGAUGUAAAAACGUCCAACAGCCCAAGAACAAAGAAAAGCAGCAACUGA
Molecule: messenger RNA, 1020 nt
Organism: Girardinichthys multiradiatus
Lineage: Eukaryota; Metazoa; Chordata; Actinopteri; Cyprinodontiformes; Goodeidae
Exons: 5
Coding region: 1-1020 (339 amino acids)
Biological process (GO): response to bacterium
Source: RefSeq, a predicted model, not a curated record